Messenger RNA from Sinocyclocheilus rhinocerous, 2629 nucleotides. Its product is annotated as rho GTPase-activating protein 26-like. The record is from RefSeq and is a predicted model, not a curated record. Gene Ontology annotation, cellular component: cytoplasm. Bases 192 to 1937 code for a protein of 581 amino acids. Gene Ontology annotation, biological process: signal transduction. The transcript is spliced from 20 exons. Lineage: Eukaryota; Metazoa; Chordata; Actinopteri; Cypriniformes; Cyprinidae. Gene Ontology annotation, molecular function: GTPase activator activity; protein binding.
AAGCCAAAAAGAAAUAUGAUAAAGAGACGGAGAAGUACUGUACAGUGUUGGAGAAACACCUCAGUCUGUCUGCGAAGAAGAAGGAAGCACACCUUCAUGAAGCGGAUAACCAGGUGGACAUCGUGAGGCAUCACUUCUAUGAAGUCUCGCUGGAAUAUGUUUUCAAAGUGCAGGAAGUUCAGGAGAGGAAAAUGUUUGAGUUUGUGGAGCCGUUGCUGGCUUUUCUACAGGGUCUGUUUACAUAUUAUCAUCAUGGGUACGAACUGGCCAAAGACUUCAACCAUUUCAAGACAGACCUCACAAUCAGCAUUCAAAAUACGCGGAACCGGUUCGAGAGCACACGUUCAGAGGUGGAAUGUUUGAUGAAGAAGAUGAAGGAAAACCCGCACGAACAUAAGAGCAUCAGUCCACACACAAUAGAAGGUUACCUGUUUGUGCAAGAGAAACGUUCCUUCGUGUCCACAUGGGUGAAGUACUACUGCAUCUAUCACCGAGAGCCCAAACGCAUGACCAUGAUGCUGUUUGAUCAGAAGUCUGGGGCCAAAAAUGGAGAUGAGGAAAGCUUUACGCUCAAAUCUUGCACCAGAAGGAAAACAGACUCCAUCGAGAAAAGGUUCUGUUUUGACAUUGAAGCCGUGGACCGGCCUGGCGUGAUCACCAUGCAGGCGCAGUCAGAGGAAGACCGCAGACUCUGGAUGGAAGCCAUGGACGGAAGAGAACCGGUAUACACCCUGAAUCGUGACAGCCAGAAUGAAGCUAUGGCACAAUUAGAUGUCCUCGGCUUCAACAUUGUCAAGAAAUUCAUCUAUGCCAUAGAAACCAGAGGUAUUGAUGAACAGGGGCUAUACAGGAUCGUCGGUGUCAGCUCCAGAGUGCAGAAACUACUCAGCCUGGCCAUGGACCCCAAAACCUGUGCAGAUGUGGAGCUGAACAGCACAGAAUGGGAGAUCAAGACCAUCACCAGUGCAAUAAAGCACUACCUCAGGAUGCUGCCGGCCCCUCUCAUGACAUACCAGUACCAGAGGAGCUUCAUCAAAGCAGCCAAACUGGACAAUCCCGAGGCGAGGGUGGCAGAGAUCCACUCCAUAGUGCACCGUCUCCCGGAGAAGAACCGCCAGAUGCUGGAGCUUCUCAUGAAACACUUGGCUAAAGUGGCCAGUCACCACCUGCAGAAUUUGAUGACGGUCGCUAACCUCGGCGUAGUGUUCGGCCCUACGCUCUUGAGGCCUCAGGAAGAGACUGUCGCUGCAAUCAUGGACAUCAAGUUCCAGAACAUUGUGGUAGAAAUCCUAAUCGAGAACCACGAACGGAUUUUCAAAGACAUGCCAGUGUCUGGAGGAGGGCAGGGCAACUCCCAGCUCAACCUGCCCAGGCGGAGGAGUGCAGACAGCAAGGCCCCGUCCUGCAGCGAGAGACCCCUCACUCUUUUCCACACCCCCUCAUUUUCAGAGAAAGACAAAGUGGAGAAGAGGAACAGUGUGGUUGUAAACUCCAGUGCAGACUUGUCAUCAGUAAAUUGCAACAACACACUCAGCUGGACUCAACUCGACAGCCUGCCCACUGGAGACGGAGACCACGAUGGGCUUCAGCUGCCCAAGCAGAGUCGGCCUAAUUCACUUCAAAAUCCAAAGGUUCGCAGCAGUAUGUCGACAAGCCCGGCUUCACCCAGUCCCACCUCACCGCGCUCCCCCUCAUGGCCGAUGUUCUCUGCCCCCUCCAGCCCCCAGCUGGCCUCCAGCGAAUCCUCCCCCGUCAGUCCUCCGCCACGACAGGCACGUGCACGAUACGCCUGCAAGGCUGAACAUGACUCUGAGCUGUCCUUUAUCGCAGGCACCAUAUUCGAGAAUGUUCAUCCCUCAAGAGAGCCAGGCUGGCUGGAGGGCACUUUGGAUGGGAAGAAGGGGUUAAUUCCGGAGAACUACGUGGAGUUUGUGUAGCUGGAAGUCAAUGAAAGCGGUGACACAGAGCCCGCUUUUGAAACAACUGAACUUCGACAGAAAAGCCGAGUUAGUAUGCCUGUGCGAUAGUACGUUUUUUUUUUUUGGGCCAUCCCCUACCUCGUCAUUGUUCCACGCAUCCCACAAUGCAUUGCCGCUGUUUAAGACAAAGUUCAACACAAGGUAAAAGGGAAAAAAAAUAAAUAAACCCCGGGACCAAGUUGCUGCUGCUGCGAUCUCGGCCACAAUCAAGAAAUUGUGUAUUUAGGGGCUCAUUAUGAAUUUAUUUGUAUUACUAUUACAGCUUUUUUUUUUUAAUAUAAAUAAUGCUUUUAUAUGUGAGCACUUCCCAGUUCACCAUGAUGUCAAAUGUAUGCCGUUUCUAUGCAGUCUGGGGCUUUUUGAAUGUCUUUUGUGUCCUCCAGGUCCUCGUAUCUGUUUUGUUUAGAACUACUAAGAGAUGACUGUUAAUUUCGGGAAAGAAAACGCUUGCACUCUUUUGUAUAUCAGGAAGCAUUUAAAAAAAAUAUUCAGAAUUUUUUUCUUCUCCUUUCUUAGCAUGUAAGUGGAAAAGUGUAAAUUAUUUCUUAAUGUGAAUUAACAUCGUUAUGUAAACCACUCUUAUUUAAGCAUUAUCUCUGAUGAGAUUUGUGUUCUUUUGGAGUGUGUUAACAUUGUAAAUAAGUGACAAU